AAGCUUUCAAGAUCAACGCUGCUGCUGCUACAAAAAAGUAUACUAUAACACCCCGUAUUGAUUAUCGUACGGUUGUUAGCGUAAAUGGACCUUUAGUAGUAUUGGAUAAUGUCAAAUUUCCAAAGUUCGCGGAAAUUGUAAAUUUGACAUUACCUGAUGGUUCAAUUCGAGCUGGGCAAGUUUUAGAAGUUCAAGGAAAGAAGGCAAUAGUUCAGAUUCCGGUAUCUGAAGACAUGUUGGGUCGUAUAUUCAAUGGUUCAGGGAAAGCCAUUGAUAAAGGUCCCAAAGUUUUUGCUGAGGAGUUCUUAGAUAUAAAUGGAUCUCCUAUCAAUCCUUAUUCACGUAUUUACCCGGAAGAAAUGAUUCAAACCGGUAUUUCUGCCAUAGAUACUAUGAAUUCAAUUGCACGUGGACAAAAGAUCCCAAUAUUUUCAGCAGCUGGAUUACCACAUAAUGAAAUUGCGGCUCAAAUUUGUCGUCAAGCAGGCCUUGUCAAAAAAGAUUUUGACAAAGGAAUAUAUGAUUCCCAUGAAGAUAAUUUUUCAAUUGUAUUUGCUGCUAUGGGAGUUAAUAUGGAAACCGCGAGAUUCUUUAAACAAGACUUUGAAGAAAAUGGAUCAAUUGAACGAGUCACGCUUUUUUUGAAUUUGGCCAAUGAUCCAACUAUCGAACGUAUAGUUACCCCACGAUUGGCUCUUACUACUGCAGAAUAUUAUGCCUAUCAAUUAGAAAAACAUGUGUUGGUUAUUUUAACUGACAUGAGUUCAUAUGCUGACGCUUUACGAGAAGUUUCAGCUGCACGUGAAGAAGUACCUGGUCGUCGUGGAUAUCCUGGUUAUAUGUAUACCGAUUUAUCUACGAUAUAUGAACGUGCAGGUCGUGUUGAAGGAAGAAACGGGAGUAUCACUCAAAUUCCUAUUUUAACUAUGCCUAAUGAUGGAUAUAUUACGGAAGGACAAAUUUUUAUUGACCGUCAAUUACAUAAUCGUCAAAUAUAUCCACCUAUAAACGUUUUACCAUCACUCUCUCGAUUGAUGAAAUCUGCUAUUGGGGAAGGUAUGACAAGGAAAGAUCACGGAGACGUUUCUAAUCAACUUUACGCUAAAUAUGCCAUCGGUAGGGAUGCAGCUUCGAUGAAAGCAGUGGUGGGAGAAGAAGCUCUUAAUCAAGAAGAUAAACUCUCUUUGGAAUUUUUAGAAAAAACAAUUUAUGAAUCAUUAGAUCAAGCGUGGUCAAUUCUUCGUAUUUUCCCUAAAGAAAUGUUAAAUCGUAUACCUCAAAAAGUUUUACAAGAAUUUUAUCAACGUGAUAGAAAAGCCAAAGGAACUUAUAAGAGUAAAACUACUUUGGUUGAUGUGGGAGAUGAAUGA
Messenger RNA from Diversispora eburnea, 1370 nucleotides. The record is from the annotation of a GenBank genome assembly. NCBI's taxonomy places the organism in Eukaryota, Fungi, Glomeromycota, Glomeromycetes, Diversisporales, Diversisporaceae.